Molecule: messenger RNA, 4521 nt
Organism: Caretta caretta (loggerhead turtle)
Lineage: Eukaryota; Metazoa; Chordata; Testudines; Cheloniidae
Gene: CCDC12
Product: coiled-coil domain containing 12
Cellular component (GO): post-mRNA release spliceosomal complex; U2-type spliceosomal complex
Source: RefSeq, a predicted model, not a curated record
CUCCCCCGCGCGGUGUCUGCCGGGCGUUGGGGAAAAUGGCGGCCCCCGUUGCCAACUCAGGUCCCGGCCCCGGCCCCGACCCCGGCAUCGGCUCCGGCUCCGGCUCCGGCGUGGGGCGGCUGCAGGAGGCGGCGCUGCGGCGGAGGGAGCGGCUCAAGGCCCUGCGGAGCCGGACAGCGGCGCAUAAGAAUAAGGACAAUGGUGAACCUGAGAAUAAGCACUUGAGAGAAGAUGACGAAGAGGAUGCCACCAAACACAAGGAGCUCAAGCUGCGAAAUUACGUUCCUGAGGAUGAAGAUCUCAAGAAAAGGAAGGUGCCUCAGGCCAAGCCAGCCUCAGUGGAAGAUAAGGUGAAAGACCAACUGGAAGCAGCGAAGCCAGAGCCUAUUAUUGAAGAAGUGGAUUUGGCAAACCUCGCCCCCAGAAAGCCAGACUGGGAUUUAAAGCGAGACGUAGCCAAGAAACUGGAAAAACUGGAGAAGAGAACGCAAAGGGCAAUUGCUGAAUUGAUAAGAGAGCGAUUGAGAGGCCAAGAGGAAGAACUGGCAUCAGCUGUUGGAUCAGCAAAGCAGGAAGGAAGUGAUUCUGAUUAAGGAGACAGCUGAGCACAUGGCAUAACUGUGUAAUAUACAAGAGGGGCUGGUGAGCUGUCGUCACUUAAACGGAUGAGGGAUGAAGCCUCUCCUUGCAUGGGAGACUUUGCUGAGGGCAAGAAAAGACCAAUGACUGUACAGAAGAAUCCCGAAAUGGCCUUGCAGCUGGAAAGCUUUCUGCGUGAUCACUAAAAGCGGCCUUGCCUGCAGUCUAGAAGAGAUUCAUGUACGAUUCAUAUUGUUCCCUUUUGCUUUUUACACACACACACACACACACACACACACCCACACACACAUACACCCACACACCCAGGAGGUUGUGGAGCAUGUGCCGUAUUGGUGGGCUUUGUUACAGAUAAAACUGGGCUGCCACAUAAAAAAAAAAAUAUUUUUUUAUAAUAAAAUGAUCCGGCAACGGUGCAUAAUGUCCCGUUCCUGCGCUGGGCGCAUCAGUUCAGUGGGGAGGGCACGAGAGCAUGUGCUGCAGAGGUAGUUAAUUUCACAUUGGGUUUAGUCUGUGGGCCGGCUGCAUCUGCUUUGUGGGGGAGGAAGUGGUGCCCGGGCAGCAUCAGCUCAGGAGCGCACAGGUGAGGAGCCGCAGCCGUGAACAUGCCCCAUUCAGUGUCAGAUUAUUACUAUGACUUUCUAAAACCUGUGUCGAUAUUCACAGCUCUGCAGGAACUUGGGCCUUUGGCUCUUUUUGAAUAAUGAAUCCUUUUCAGUGGCCCUAACUUCACGGAGAGCAUCAGGGUGCAUUCCUAGGUCCCCUUUGUGAGAGCGGGGUCCCGUUUGCCCUGGACCAGGCUAGCCAACUCCUGAUUGAAUCACUGUUGUGGUAGCAGCAUUCCCAUAAGUGUGGGAUUUAUUUAAAAGCUCACUUUGUGUGGUAUAAAUGCAAAUCACUCUGAAGACAUUGUAAAGGAUAGACCUGUCGUAGAGAGCAGCUAGUGAUGAAGGUUGUAAACACUUUGAGGAAGACGGAUGUGAAAAACAGGUGGAAAAAAGGACCAAGAAUCAUGCCAACUCCUCAGUGGGAGCCUGCACUUUCCUAUGUGACGUCAGUUCAUGACCUGAUCUAUUCACUGAUCAGACUAUACAGCCACAAGAGAACAGACCAGAUGCUGUGACGUCACCAUGGGAUAUGAUGGACAGCCUAUAUACAUUUAAAAGCUUUGGAGUUCCUGAGAUGCAACAUCUGAUGUGUAAGAAUUUGACAGGGAUCUUUCGAGCAGAGUUUACACAGGAUACAAAUAAAUGUCCCAGCUAGCAGGUACAUACUGCUAGUUAGCUUGUUGAAAGCUGGGGAAAGGUGUUGGGUUAAACAUCUCUAGAUCAGUCUUCUGUCCACAAUUCAGGAGCAGAACAGGCCGCAGGGAUUCACGUUUCUUCCGGGCUGUCCUAUGGACGUGCCUUGGCGCUGACAUGCAGCGGGGAGGAGGGGUUGCUCUCACAGCAAAGCAGUGUAAGACACCCCUGCUAGGAAAACUGAGGGAACACAGCUCUCCAGAUUGUACCCUGGGGAAUGUCACAGGGAGCCACCCUCAACUGGGCUGCCCUUGCUAAACAGGGGGUAGGAUUAUCAAAUCCCACUGGAAAUAAGAGGGGGUGGGAACAGGUGUUUUUAUCUGGUGGCAGGGCACCAUGCACUUUUUACCUGUCUUAAGGAUGAGCGAGGUGGUAGAAAGGAGUGAGUGGGGAGUGGGUCCUCGGAGGGGUGGAAGAGACGAAGCCGGGGAUGCCUUGGGGGAAGAGGAAGAGCGGGGGCAGGGCCUGGUGGAGGAGGGGCGGAGCUGCCAGUGGUCCACUGAGAGUUGUGGCUUUUGUUCAGCAAUUCCUAGAGCUGAAAUCACAGAUGACCAGGCCCAGGGGCUGGGGACAACCGUCCCACACUACCCAGUGAAAUCAUUCAGAGCUGGGCCGGGGGACCUCCAAACACGGCAGUGGGAGUGAGUGGCAAGCAGCGACAGCGGCAGAUAGACCAAUGACAGCAGCCGUGGAGGCAUUGUUCUUUGCUGUCCUCCCACCCCCCCCACCCCCCCCGGGGGUGGUGGGUGGACCCAUGUGAACGUACCUCUGAACUCUGGAUCUUCACUAACCAGGGACAGCCAGCCGUGAGCGGGGCGCAGCGGAGGGAGCAGGGAGUGGCAUGUUAAAGGGAUUUUGGUUCAUCAGACUUUCAUGACACAAAAUGGGAAACUGAGGCAAAGGACACUGCCCAACACGCUGCGGGGUGGGCGUUUGCGGGGUGGGCAUGUGCUUUCAACUCAUGCUUGUGGAGUUUUCCCAAAUUCAUGCUGGGUCCCCUUUUCCCUUCUCAUCAACAUUUUAUUUUGUGGCACUGACUCAGUGCUUGUGCGAGGGGAAGGAAGUAGGGCUUCUGAGAGGUCGUGGUGAAUUUUCCCACAUUACUGCGUGGGAGCUCCAGCCAGUUCUGGGUCGUAUGGUUAAGAGGAACCCCUAGAUAUCAAACCCACCCCUGGUCGCUGCCAGCUCCAUUUGGUGGAAGAGUUACAUCAGGGUCAUACAAAACUCAGCAAGAGCUGGUCCAGAUAUUUCAGUCGAAGCAUUUCCCAGCUGAAAUAGGGGGUUAGGCCCAAAAUUGGUGAGAAAAGAUCCCUUGAUUUAAUGGUAGGAUUUUCUGACAGGAAAUUUUGACUUUGUUUAGUUUCUAAUUGUCAAAAACUAAAAAUUAAAUCAGAACGUUUUCAUUUUAGGGGUUUUGUCACCCCACUUUCUCCCCUUUUUACUUUUCCACUGACAAAGGGGGAGAAAAAAAAGAAACAAACAAUUUUGGGGUUUUUCUUAAAAUAUACUAGAGCUAGAAUUUCCUGUUCAUUCCUCCUUCCCUGCCCUGAGGUGCGUGCGCGCACCCCCCCCCCCCCAAGUGCCACAUGUGUCUGGGUGGUGGUGGUAAUUGCUCAACGGUCCUGUUGGCUGUCUCUCUGAGUGACAGAUUGCGCUGUCAGAGAUUUAUCCACACGAAUAAAUCACUAAAUCUCCAAAAUAUCGACACUGGCUGCAGUUGCCAUGGGAUGGAAACUGGGACUUUAGUUUCCCAUGCUGGGAUCCCCAGGAGCUUCUUGGGUGCGUGACACAUCUUUUCUUCAAACACUGAUUCCCUAGUUGCCUCUAUUUUUGUAGCCAAAAGCCCCAGAAAGGGGCUCUCUAAGGUGGAGGGGAGACCCCCCAAGUUCUCUUACCCUCAGGCCUGACAGAGGCUGAGAACAAAAGAAGAUGCUGACAAGAAACUGAGACCGACUUGCCCACCCCCAAACAUUCCAAAAUCACGAGUCAGGCUCUAGAAAAUCUUGUCACCUCAUCACAGGCCUCCAGGAGCUGGCGCUUUAAGAAAAACGCCAAAUAUCGCAGUAGUCACGAUAAAAGCGUGAGAGCUGGCGACGCUGCUGAGAACUGGUGCUUUCAUCUCGGGAAUGGAACUGAGCCGUGUUUUCCUGCCAAAAAUGGGAGGGUCUUUCCACAGAUCAUGGAGGCCUUUCAAGGCUCAGGCAAGGGUUUGGGCCGAGCCGAGCACUUGGGGAGCUGCAGUGACUGGGAGCAUGGACAAGCCAGUGGGGAUGGAGGGAUCGGAGGUUAAGGGUUGGCUGAGCAGGGGGGAAGCCUGAGGCUUGUUUGGGAUAGGGGUUGCAGCCUGGGGGUGCUGCUUUUGAGGUGCUGUUGUGGGUCAGAUGGUUUGGACUAUCUCAGGACGGUUUGGACUAUCAGGGCAGAAUAACUGAAUAAGAAGACAGAGAGCCCCAGAGUUACUGUGUGCAGCCCUGAGAGACUUUUGGGGAAAUAGCAGAUGACUACCUCUCUGCUCCCCUUUGGGAUUACAGAUGGUGACUCACCUGUACAUAGAUUUUUACCUGCUUUGACCUCUCAAGAACUCUCUUCUUUUUUAUAAGCUAAUAAACCUUUAGUUAGAUUA